UGAAUGACAUGGUCGCCUUUGUCGACCCUGCUCACACGGGUGCAAGUGGCUGUGGAAAUCCAACCGAACGAGCUCGCUUAGUAUCAAAUCGGUUCAUAAAUGGGAAGUCUGGGCAGAUUUAUUUGGUCCCAUAUAAUUCAGGUGGUCAUUGGACGUUGUCUGCUGUGAAUCCAGCUGAAGAAACCAUUCACUUCAUGGAUCCGUUAAAGAGGCGACUCAUCGCUGGUGAAUGGAAAACAAUUCUGGACAACUCCAUUAAAAUCUACAAUGCACACAAGAAUAAGAAAGGGAGGAAAACCAUUCAAUGGAAAAAUCUUGCUGGCAUUCCGGAGCAGAAAGAUAGUAAGACUUGUGGGUAUUGGAUCAUGCGCUACAUGAAGGAGAUAGUGGAAGAUAAGAAUUUGGAGUUUGCAGCUAAAUGGGAAAGAAGGACAAAUCUUAUUUACACAGAAAAGGACAUUGAUCAAGUUCGGGCAGAAUGGGCGAAGCAUGUUAUCAUGUUUCCAGAUAUGUAGUGUGCGUGCUAGGAGGUUUGUCGUACAUGAAUAGUUAGGGUCUGUUUUUGUGCAUAUUGACAUCAGCAUGCCUAUAUAGCUAGAUAUUGGAGGGUUUUUGCCUAACCAAAUGAUCGGCUUUUGCUAUUAUCGAUCAUUUUAACCUUAGCAGCUAAUUAGUCAC
Rosa rugosa (rugosa rose) is the source of this 678-nucleotide messenger RNA. RefSeq lists its product as uncharacterized. The transcript is spliced from 5 exons. The record is from RefSeq and is a predicted model, not a curated record. Gene Ontology annotation, molecular function: cysteine-type peptidase activity. Gene Ontology annotation, biological process: proteolysis. NCBI's taxonomy places the organism in Eukaryota, Viridiplantae, Streptophyta, Magnoliopsida, Rosales, Rosaceae. Bases 9 to 515 code for a protein of 168 amino acids.